AUGUCCCGCGGGAUGCCCCGAUCGGCGCCACAACUGCAAGGAAACCGGGAAGAAGGACACGUGAUAUUGCACAAGAUUGAAGGACACAAGACUGAAAUACACAAGAUAGAAGGGAACAAGGUGGAAGGGCAAAAGAUAGAAGGAUACAAGAUGGAAGGACACAAGAUGGAAGGACACAAGAUGGAAGGAUGCAAGAUGGAAGGAUGCAAGAUGGAAAGAUACAAGAUGGAAGGAUGCAAGAUGGAAGGAUACUAG
Molecule: messenger RNA, 255 nt
Organism: Phyllotreta striolata
Lineage: Eukaryota; Metazoa; Arthropoda; Insecta; Coleoptera; Chrysomelidae
Source: the annotation of a GenBank genome assembly